Gaeumannomyces tritici R3-111a-1 is the source of this 321-nucleotide messenger RNA. RefSeq lists its product as hypothetical. The record is from RefSeq and is a predicted model, not a curated record. The transcript has a single exon. The annotation marks the transcript as partial. NCBI's taxonomy places the organism in Eukaryota, Fungi, Ascomycota, Sordariomycetes, Magnaporthales, Magnaporthaceae.
AAAGCUUUUAAAACAAAAAUAAUAUUGGGACCGUAUAAAAGGACCCCGGGGGAUACAAAUAUUUUAGCCUUUAAAAAGCCGGUUACUUGCUUUAAGUACGGGCAAUUAAAUUACAUCGCUAUAGCAUGCAAAAUACGAACGAACAACCCGAAAACCCCGUUGGCCUUAGCGACCAUACAAAGGGCAAAAAGGAAAAGGCUUAAAAUACGGUGUUACGGGUAUAAAAAGCUAAGCCAUAUCCGGCCGGCGUGCUUUAAAAAAAGCAAAAUAUUGCUACCCAAUUCGAUACCGCUAUUUGGCCGUUUAAGCACCGGGGUUUAA